AAUAGCAACUCUGUUUAUUUGCUCGGUGCCGUCAAAAUAUAGAAAUUUCGAGGUGUCAUUUGUCAAUCUGAGUUCGGGAAAAAUCUGAUUUGUUUAUUGUGUUAGAAAAGCUUUCCCUAAUUACUGCUGUUUUCUACGCGAACCAUAUACAUAUAAUUGUCUGCAAUUGAGUUGAAAACUAAUCGAAAUGGAUAUUUAUGGAUACGCUGCAUAUCAGUAUAAUCAGUCAGAUGAACUGGCGACGCAAAUGUUUGCUCAACAAGCUCUUGCUUCCUCAAUACAAUAUCCCGAUUCCCAUCGUGCCUUACCAGGACAAGAUGCGCACACGAUGCCAGUCCCCACGGGAACACCGUGGAACGUUCAAAGUCUACCAUGGAGCUUGCAAUCUCCUCCUAACCUUGUCCACUUUACAGCGCAAAUGGAUAAGCCACUGUUACAUUGUAAGAGAAAAAGUACAGAUUUGGAACCCGUAAUACCCUCAAAGCAAUUAAUAACAGAGGAAAAAAUGGCUGCCCAUUUGAACAGUCUUCAUAUAUCGGCUGAUUAUACACAGCAUUCACUGGCAUCUGAAGAUGUAAUGGAACUGGCUGUAGACCCUGUGUCUAUCUCUGAAAGAUUAAAAGGACAUAGAAUUGUGCUCUCUGAGGAUGUGAAGAAGUUGAAAGAUGAGCCUUUAUUACCCCCAACACUAAUUGAAAGCAUUCAAAAACCCCAAAUGUCCCUAGUGGUUUGGAAGCCUCGUGAAGAAAUCCUUAAAGGUACGGACGAAAAAUCGGAACAAGAUGAAGAAUUCAAAAGAAGAAAUGGUGUUCUUGUGCCACCAGAACCUUCAGGAAUGGAUGUUGAAAUGUGAUCUUUGUAAGUUGUUGUAAUAUUAGGAACUGAUUUGUAUGGUAUAAUUUAGUCAUUAGUAGUAUAAGUAACAAACUAUUAUAAUUUUUUUUAAUACACAUUGAUGGUUGACUAUUGAUAUGGUUUUAUCAAUAUUUCCUACAAUAUUAUAUGUUCUCUAGUGAUGCACAUAUUUCGUCUAAAUGUAGAAAAUUUUCAUUAAAGUUUUGCCCCUAAAAGGUAAUUCUACAAUAUGUAACACUCAUAUAAAAUAAUUAUUUCAUGCUAUUUAAAGAAAUAAUUUACUUCUUAUCUUGUUUUUUUGCAUUCUAAAUUGGUUUUUUUUUUCAUUUAGCAGACUAAUGAGUUUUAAUUUAUGGUAUUUAAUUGUCAAAUAUAGUUAUUUAAAAUCUAUAAUACAACAUUGUAAUACAAAUUAGUAAUUAACCCUACAAAAAUCCACAUAAAAAAUUCCUCUUACCUAGGCAAAAUCUGAAACAAAAAAUACUGAAUGUCAAACAAUCGAAAAAAUCACGAUUUUGGCUAUUACAAGUAUACCACAGAUGUUUUUUUUAUAAUUUUACAGCCUAGAACGAAAUAGGUUGAAAGUAAAUAUACAGUUUGCUUAAGACUAUUAAAUAGUUUCGGAUUUCGCCUUACUUAAGACUCAGAAAGAUCAGAAAAAAAUCAUCUAUGAUAUUUGAACUCAUUGACUUGACUGCAGUUAUGAAUGUUGUAAGUCCAAUAUUUUGAAUUAAUAAUAAUUUCCUAAUACUGGUUUUGUGUUAGAAAUUCUUACAAAAUUUAAUUUUUAAAGUUUAAGUGUGUAAAUAACUAUUAAUUUUGUAUUCUUGUUAUAUUAGGUAUGUAAGAUCCAAUUAGGCUUUAUUUUUGUCUUCUUUAAGUAAUAAAGAAAGUCACAAUAAA
This is a messenger RNA of Pieris napi, 1758 nucleotides long. RefSeq lists its product as uncharacterized. The coding region runs from base 188 to 853 and encodes 221 amino acids. NCBI's taxonomy places the organism in Eukaryota, Metazoa, Arthropoda, Insecta, Lepidoptera, Pieridae. The transcript has 3 exons. The record is from RefSeq and is a predicted model, not a curated record.